Messenger RNA from Pediculus humanus corporis (human body louse), 1638 nucleotides. RefSeq lists its product as uncharacterized. Bases 1 to 1638 code for a protein of 545 amino acids. The record is from RefSeq and is a predicted model, not a curated record. Gene Ontology annotation, biological process: transmembrane transport. Gene Ontology annotation, molecular function: transmembrane transporter activity. Lineage: Eukaryota; Metazoa; Arthropoda; Insecta; Psocodea; Pediculidae. Gene Ontology annotation, cellular component: membrane. The transcript has 4 exons.
AUGGUGGACACAUCACCAACACCUAAAUGGAAAUCGACAAUGCCUCAAGUUUUGGCGACUAUGGCAAAAAAUCUUAUUUUGCUUGGAUACGGGAUGACUCUCGGUUUUCCAACCAUAGUUAUACCAAGCCUUCAAAAUUCUUCUCAAAAUGAAACAACAUCAUCAUCAUCAUCAUCAUUAUCGCUUACUGACGAAGAAAUUUCUUGGUUUGGUAGCAUAAAUUUAAUAACGGUUCCUUUGGGAUGUAUAAUAUCCGGAAUAGUAACACAACCAUUUGGAAGAAAACGUUCCAUGCAAGUUUUAACAAUACCAUUUUUAAUAACAUGGAUUAUGUUAUAUUUUGCAAAUUCAACAGCCGUACUUUAUGCCAGUUUAGCAUUGACUGGAUUAACUGGUGGACUUUUAGAAGCUCCUAUUUUAACAUACGUUGCAGAAAUAACACAACCACACGUCAGAGGUAUACUAUCAGCAUCUUCGUCAUUAUCUGUGAUAUUAGGAACUUUUACACAAUUUUUCAUGGGUAAUUUUUGGGACUGGAGAACUUUGAGUGCUGUAAAUACAUCAGCACCCAUAAUAGCAUUCAUAGCUUUGUGUUUCAUACCAGAGAGUCCACAUUGGCUAAUAAGUAGAGGAAAAUUAAAGGAAGCUCAAGAAGCUUUAGGUUGGCUUAGAGGUUGGGUCGAACCACAUAAAGUUCAAACUGAAUUUAAAAGUUUAGUUAAAAGCAUACGACCAGAUUUGCAAAAAAAUGAACCUGUAACUGUUGUUAGCGUCAUUGGAAAAACCGAAUCUGAUAAAGGAAAUAAAAUGGAAGAUGAAAUAUCAUUUAAAACAAACAACAAUUGUGUACCGAAUGUGGAUAAUUACAAGAAGAGAACUUUUCUUAUUCCAUUUUUUCUCGUUUGUCUUGCUUUUUUGACUGGACAUUUUUCAGGUUUGACUACGACGACCACAUAUGCCGUUAAUAUUUUUGGAACUUUGGGUGCUCCAAUUGAUAAAUAUUUAGCCACUUUGAUAUUAGGAGUUGCACAAAUAUUAGGAACAUUAUUUUGUGUCAUAAUGAUACAUUACACUGGUAAAAGACCCUUGGUUUUCCUUUCGACAGCAGGAGCUGCUGUUGUAUUUUCCUGCGUGGGAUUUUACGCUCACUUUUUCCUAGGAGUCGUAAAACUCGAUAAUGGAGCAUACAUAAAAGAACAUCCUGAUUUAGAUGGGUAUUCUUGGGUUCCCAUGUGUAGUUUAAUAGGUGGUUCAUUUUUCGCUUUCACAGCUCUUCGAUUACUCCCUUGGAUAUUGAUUGGUGAAGUGUAUCCUCCAGAAGUAAGAGGAUUUGCAAGUGGAGCAAGUGCAUCUGUAGGAUACAUAUUGGGUUUCGCAUCAAACAAAACAUUUUUCUCAUUAAUUAAUUUAUUAACUUUUCCUGGAGUUUAUUGGCUUUACAGUGUGUGCGGUUUGAUUGCCACCGUUAUUUUUUACUUUUUACUCCCGGAAACGGAGGGUUGGACGUUACACGAAAUUGAAGAUCAUUUUGCUGGAAAAAUUAAUUUAUUGUAUGCUGGAAAAAAGAAAACAUCUAAACAUCCUCCAGAAGGUAUUGAUAAUCCUUACAUUGUCGGAGAUGAAAUAUCAAAACUUUGA